Messenger RNA from Mus musculus (house mouse), 2867 nucleotides. RefSeq names its product Yy2 transcription factor (gene Yy2). Gene Ontology annotation, cellular component: nucleus. The record is from RefSeq and is marked validated. NCBI's taxonomy places the organism in Eukaryota, Metazoa, Chordata, Mammalia, Rodentia, Muridae. The transcript has a single exon. Bases 218 to 1354 code for a protein of 378 amino acids. Gene Ontology annotation, molecular function: cis-regulatory region sequence-specific DNA binding.
AGACGACGGCGGCUUUUCUCCGAAGCGCACGGCUUUCGUCAGGCUCUCUCGGGUUUGUUUUUUUGUUGUAGUUUUGUCGUUUGGGUUUUUUUUUUUUCUCGUUUUGUUUUGGUUUUAUCCAGCACGCCAGCGCGUGCUUUUCUUCCCUGAUUUUUUCUCUACUCCACAGCUCUCUCCCACCUGCUUGCUACCCAGGACCGGUCCGCGGGUCUCCGCCAUGGCCUCUGAGACAGAGAAACUUCUGUGUCUUAACACAGAAAGCGCAGAGAUUCCUGCUGAUUUUGUGGAGCUGCUGCCACCGGAUAAUAUCGGUGAUAUCGAGGCGGUUUCUCUGGAAACCAGCGUAGGCCAAACCAUCGAAGUAUAUGGAGAUGUAGGUGUCGAUUGGGCGCAUGGUAGCCAAUACCACUCUCCUGUUAUUGCUCUGCAGCCGCUUGUGGGCAGCAGCCUGAGUAGUAGAGAUCAUGAUAAGGAAAUGUUUGUCGUUCAGACACGAGAGGAGGAGGUGGUGGGCUACCAAGACUCAGACAACCUACUAUUCAGUCCUGAAUUUGGAAGCCAGAUGGUUUUGCCAGUUAAUGAAGACGACUAUCUCCAGCCGACCACUGCCUCUUUUACGGGCUUUCUGGCGGCAGAGAAUGGUCAAGGUGAGCUCAGCCCCUAUGAAGGGAAUCUCUGUGGUUUGACGACCUUUAUAGAGGCCGGUGCAGAAGAAAGCGUGAACGCUGACCUGGGUGACAAACAGUGGGAGCAGAAGCAGAUCGAUGGUCUUGAUGGCGAAUUUCCCUUCACCAUGUGGGACGAUGUUAAUGAAAAAGAAGAUCCCAUAGCUGAAGAACAGGCUGGUGAGUCACCCCCCGAUUAUUCUGAGUAUAUGACAGGAAAGAAAUUUCCUCCUGAAGGAAUACCUGGCAUUGAUCUUUCUGAUCCCAAACAACUGGCAGAAUUUACUAGCAUGAGACCCAAAAAGCCAAAAGGAGACUUUCCAAGACCUAUAGCAUGCUCUCAUAAAGGCUGCGAGAAGAUGUUCAAAGAUAAUUCUGCUAUGAGAAAGCACUUGCACAUCCAUGGGCCGAGAGUGCAUGUCUGUGCAGAAUGUGGCAAAGCUUUUGUUGAGAGUUCCAAGCUGAAACGUCAUCAGCUUGUUCACACUGGAGAGAAACCCUACCAGUGUACCUUUGAAGGCUGUGGGAGACGCUUUUCCCUGGAUUUCAAUUUGCGCACACAUGUGCGAAUCCAUACUGGAGACAAACCUUUCGUGUGUCCAUUUGAUGCCUGCAACAAGAAGUUUGCACAGUCAACAAACCUGAAAUCGCAUAUCUUAACCCAUGUUAAGAACAAGAAUGACCAGUAAAAAGAAGUGAGAGUCCCUUUGAAGCCUGGGAAGUAUUUUACAGUAAUGUGCCUGAGAAUAAAUAUGCCCCUAGUUUGAAUAGUUUCUAGGAAAGUUAUUGCAAAUGAAUUUUGUACAUAUCUGAAGUUUAUGUUUUGAUAGAUCAAAAAGUUAAAAGUUUUAUGUUCUUAAGAUGCUCUAUUUUAUACUGCAGUGGUGUUUUGCAAAGUUUGGUUUCAACAGGAGACUAAUUCACAAACCUCAUAUUGUUGCUAAAGAUGGCCUGCAUUCUUUUUAUGCUGAAGUGUUUUGAGAUAUUUGGUUAACAAGAGACAAAACUGUGAACCUCAUAUUCCUAAGAUACCCUAUCUUCUACAGUGGUAAUUUUAUGAAAGUUGCUUUCAACAAGAGACUAUUUCAAGAACUAGAUAUCCCAAGAUGACCUGUUUUAUUCUGCAGUGGUAUUUUUAUGAAACUUGCUUUCAGCGGACUAAUUCAAAUGGUCUGUGCUAUUUUGCACUGAAGUUUUUUGAGAAGUUUGAUUUCAGUAGACUAAAUUACAAACCCUAUUGUCACUAAGAUGUACUGUGUUAUUCUGUGAGAUGAUUUUUUUGUGAAGUUUGGUUUCAACAGGGGACUAAAUCACAAACCUCAUAUUGCUCAGGUAUCCUAUCUUCUGCAAUGGUGUUUUUUUGAAGUUUGGUUUCACCAAGAGACAAUUUCGUGAACUUCAUAUGCUAAAAUGAUCUGUAUUAUUCAACAAGGUGUUUUUAUGAAACUUGCUUUCAACAAACUUCAUUUUGCUAAGGUGUCUUGUAUUACUCUGCAAUAGUGUUGUAAAGUUGAUUUUGACAUGAGAAUAACUCAUGAACCUCAAAACAUAAUGUUGCUAACAUGUCCUGUUUGUUUAGUGGUGUUUUUUGAAGUUUGGUUUCAACAGGAGACUUAAUUCAUGAGCCCCAUAUUUUUGUUGAGAUGUCCUGUCGUAUUUUGCAAUGUUUUUUUUUUUUUCUGUGAAGUUUGGUUUAGACAGGGAAUAAUUUAUGAAAUCCAUGUCAAAUUACAUUUCUUUAUACAACUUUGUGAAUUGGGAUUCUCAUAAAUAUGAAGUUUACUUAUAUUUUAAAAUUGUGUGUUAUAAAUGUUCAUGUUUAUACUUUUAGGAAUAUGUCUAGUAAUUGUAUAUCUGAUGUCUGUGGAGUUGAUGUUUGUAAAGAAUUGACAGCUUUAUGCAUUCAUAUUAUUCUGAUAAAGAAACUUUAAGUUUGACAGUAUUCCUUGAUAACCAAGACAUUUUGUACAAGUUUCUUUUAUCUGUAUUAUACAGUAUAGAAUAUUAUAUGACAUAAUUUUAUUAGCCAGUUCUUUUAGUCACUUUAUCCCAUCCCCGAAUAUUAUUUAGAGUGCUUGAGUGUAAUUUCUUUGAUCAAUUAAGAAGUUUGUGUUGAUUGCAUAAUAUCUUGUCUUGACAUUGAUUGCAUGUUUGAUGGAUAUUUUCGUGCUAUAGAACAAAAAUAAAACUGUUUGAAGAAUU